Pyrenophora tritici-repentis Pt-1C-BFP is the source of this 1467-nucleotide messenger RNA. RefSeq lists its product as uncharacterized. The record is from RefSeq and is a predicted model, not a curated record. NCBI's taxonomy places the organism in Eukaryota, Fungi, Ascomycota, Dothideomycetes, Pleosporales, Pleosporaceae.
ACUCACAACGUGUCAUACAUUCCACUUUUCUUUCGCUUCUCUCUAAAUGACAGUCAAGAUGUCCUCUCGUUCUCUGCUCCUCGCGGUAGCCGCUGGCUCACUCUCCUCCCUCGUUAGCUCCCAAGUCACCGAUCCCAAUGCCAUUUGCUACUCAUAUGGUCUUGACUACAUGGAUGAGGGAAACUACUUCAUAAACUCUCUGUCCAAUGAAGACUUUGCCGCUGUCUCCUACUUCAAGGGUUGCAACGGGGGUAACGCAGAUGUUCUCCUCGUUGCUCCCGAGGAAGCUCAGGGGGACACUGAGUUCCUGUGCUCUCAGAUCCCCACUACUCCUGAUGAGGUAAACCAACUGUCUACAUGUCCGAUUGAGAAGAGUCAGAUGCAGUCAGGGCACUGGCUCCUCCUGGUCAUCGGUAACAAUGGCAAGGAUGGUCAGCCUUUUGCAUGGCAAAGAGAUCUGUACUUGACUGUCGGCCCUCAGGUGACCAGCACAUACACGCCAACAAUCACCAUGACCAUUACCUCAACCCCCACUCAAACCAAGACCGACACAACCACCUUCACAGAUGUAAUGACGACUGGCCCAUUCUCAACUGUCACCGUGCCCAGCGGGACUGCCAAGAGAAUCAAGACCAUUACACCCAAAGCAGUGACAGCCACCUCGACCAAGACCAUGACUCGUACCAAGGUUUCCCUCACUAAAGUCGUUUCGAUCACCACCAAGACAGUCCAAGCUACCUGCACAACACCAGCUCACACAGGCCGCCCCGACAAGCCAUGCACAUACUCACCUACCAAGAUCCACCCCGCAGCCCUCGUCACGCCCACCACCAUUCCCACCAACUUUCGCUGGGCCCGCAAGGCCGACCGCGAGGUCGAUAUUGAAUGGGCACGCGCGCGCAUCGAAGCUGCAAAGCGAAAGCGCGACCAAGCCAAGGCACCCCUUGAGCGCCGCGCUCCCGAUGCUCCAACCAUCACCGUCACAGGCGACACACCCGCUUCCACCACUGCCACGGAACAAGGCCCACCAACUACGACCACUGAAACCGUAUUGGUCACCGAGGCUUCUACUUACACCAUUCCGGCUCCUACCGUCUUGUCUGGUCUCAUCACAUUGACCACUACCCUUCCUACGCCUACAAAGACCAAGGUUACGCUUGCCUUCACAACCACGACAAAGACCAUCAACUUCGGCGCCACCUACACCAAGACAAGUACCGUAACGCCUUCAGCCUCUGUCACGGCAUGCAAGAGCCAGGGCGGCCAUUGGUGGUCCUAGAUUCCCCAACGGUCAGAUUAGUUCGAGGCGUACUGUAUUUAGUUACAUAAUUGCUUGUUUUGUAUUUCUCUUUCUAGAAAGGAGAGUGUGUGAUGAUUGGUUGCUUUCCAACACCGUUGUAUAUAGAUAAGCCCCCCGCAAAACGAAUUUUACGAAUAUAUCUACUUGGAUCAUGUAUCGCUGCAGAG